AUGGGGUCCGUGAAAUGGGAAAUACAACAGCGUUUGCUGAUUUUACUUUGGAUUGGAUCAUUUUCAGCUGUUUUUUGUUUUAGCGAGUUGUCGUUUGUCACCGAGCCCCGGGAUGUCAUCGCAUCUCUGGGUGAUCGCGUUAUUCUGGACUGCCAGGCACAAGGCGAGUCGCCCAUCGCUGUGCGAUGGAGGAAGAACGGCGUCCAACUCCAGGAGAGCGAGCGAGUUCGAAUCCUGUCCAACGGAUCUCUGUACAUCUCCAAUGUGAAGAGUUCAGCAGACCAAUCAGAUUACGGCUUCUACCAGUGCCUCGUCCGAAACACAUAUGGAGCCAUACUGAGCCAAAGAGCACGUCUCACAAUCACAAGUAUGUUGUCAUUUGUAACCCAUCCUGUUCCUGUGGCGGUCACAGUCCGGUCUGUGGCCAGAUUUUCCUGUAGUGUUAUCGGCACUCCUACAGCUGUGAUCACCUGGGAACUCAACCAAAGAUAUCUACCGUUGAAUACAGACAGAAUCACAGUUUUGCCAAAUGGAGUGCUGCAGCUCCGUGACGUGACAAUGAAGGAUGCUGGGAAAUAUCGCUGCUCAGCAUCGAACAUCGCCAGUCGAGUCAAGAGCAGAGAGGCGGAGCUUAUCGUCAGCCCAGCAUUGAGUCCGAGAACCCUCAUGAAACCACAGAUCAUCGCUGGACCUCAGAACAUCAGCGCCGGUCUACAUCAGUCUGUGAUUCUGGAGUGCAUGGCAGAGGGCAACCCUCACCCCCUAGUGUCCUGGAGCAGGGCGGACUCCAAACCGAUUGACCUGUUUGGCACGAGAGUGCUGGGCAACGGAAAUCUGAUUAUCUCUGCCGUGAAGGCCCAGCAUAGCGGCACUUAUUUAUGCCGAGCGACAACACCAGGAACACGCAACUACACAAUAGCAUCCGCCAACCUCACUGUACUUGUUACUCCAACUUUGGUGGAGAAACCAGAGAGCCAGACUCGACCCAGAGCCGGUACCGCUCGAUUCAACUGUCAGGCCGAGGGCACACCUGUGCCCUGCAUCACCUGGUUUAAGAACGGUCAGGUGAUCCACUCUAACGGGCGCACCAAGAUGUACAACAAUAAACUGGUGAUAACCCAGAUCAUUCCGGAAGACGACGCCUUUUACCAGUGCCAGGCGGAGAACUCUCAGGGUUCGGUUCUGUCCACGGCCCGACUCAUUGUGGUGCUGUCAGAGGAUCGUCCCAGUGCGCCACGCAACGUCCACGCUGAAACCAUCUCAAGCUCUGCUAUCUUGCUGGCAUGGCAGAGACCGCAGUACAACACGGAUAAAGUCAUUGCAUACUCUAUUCACUACAUGAAAUCUGAGGGUCUAAACAAUGAGGAGUAUCAGGCUGUGAUUGGCAACGAUACAACCAGCCACAUCGUGGACGAUCUGGAGCCAGCACGCAACUACACGUUUUAUAUCGUCGCAUACAUGCCGAUGGGUGCCAGUCGCAUGUCAGAACAAGCCACGCAACACACGCUGGAAGAUGUGCCCCUCCGUACCCCUGAGCUGAGUUUGACCAGUCGCAGUCCGACCGACAUCCUUGUGUCCUGGCAGCCUCUUCCUAACAAACUGAGCCGUGGGCGUGUAUCUGCGUACCGCCUGUCAUACCGUACAGCUGCUGAUGACCAGAUAACGUCCGUUGAAUUGCCCAUCCAGGGUGAAAACUGCACGCAGUAUCUUCUUCAGGGUCUUCAGCCCGACACCAUCUACCUGAUCCGCAUGUCUGCAUCUACCCGUGUGGGCUGGAGUCAACCAUCCGCCUGGAACUCUCAUCGCACACCCAAAACAUCCAGCUCCACAGUUCCUCCUGCCCCAAACCUUGAGCUUGAACCGCUAAACUGCACGUCUGUGACGGUUCGCUGGCACACGGCUCCUAGCGACGUUGUCAUCCAGGGAUACAAACUGUCUUUUCACCCAGACGGCCAAUCAGAAGACUCUAUUCUCCAGCUGCCCCCUCACGACCACCAGCACACCAUCGCCGGGCUCAACCCCAGAGUGAAGUAUCAUGUGAAAGUGUUGGCGCUCAGCUCUAACGGUGACGGUUAUCAGGCACACCAAACCGUCAACACUCCAGGAUGUCCUUCUUCACCGAACCGCAGGUUGGCGAUGCUGCCUCCUCCAGACCACAUCCACACUGAAGCUAACAGCUCAUCGGCGGUGAGUCUGGUUUGGGGUCGGCCUGCAUUCAGUUCUGGAAAACCCCUGAGCUAUUCCGUCCGCUACGGUCCAGUGAGUCCGUCUAACACCUCAACCGUUCGCUACCUCCAAACCACUGAGCAGACGGUAAAGGUGACGGGACUCCGGCCAAACACCCGUUAUGAGUUUGCUGUACGUCUUCAUAUGGAUCAGAUGUCCAGUCCCUGGAGCUCGACGGUCUAUGAGAGAACUCUUCUGGAAGCGCCAUCCUCCCCCCCACUGUCCGUCAGAGUCACUCUAAUAGAAGAUGGUACAGCGCUGGUGUCAUGGAAACAACCGGAUCAGCCCAACCUGCCCGUAACGCACUACACCAUCCUGUACGCAUCGCAGAACUCGUGGAUCGCCGGAGAAUGGCAGGUUCUGCAGAGAGAGGGAACAAACACUAUGGCCCUUCUGGAGAAGCUGGAGUCAGGUAACGUUUACGUGGUGAAGGUUUCUGCAUCUAACCAGGCCGGUGACGGGCCGUUCUCAACCACUGUAGAACUGCCAGUGCACCGGGGUAAAAAUCACCAGCCACGCCAUGCAGACAGCCAUGCCGAGAAAACAGCUUUUAUAGACAGUCUUUAUCGCAUCGAUGAGAAGUCUGUGACUGGCAUCAUCGUUGGCAUGUGUAUCGCGCUGGCUUGUAUCAUCAUGUGCUUCUUCAUUCUCUUCACCAGAAGUAAAACACGGAAAUCAGCAUCCUCAAAGAUGAUUGGACAGGUGAGGAAUGAGGUCAUGCAUAGUGGUGUUUCAACAGCCAAUCAGAUCCCAGCGGAGAACGCAGAGGUUCUGGUUCCGAUGAUGAGAACCCACUUCAUUGAUACCAAAGGAGGAACGAAUUUACUGAUAAACAACACAGGACCAGUAAUGAGCGACAGUCAGAGCAAACGGAAAAAAAUUAACAUUUUCAACAAUGUGUGGAAGUCUAGCGCACAGAAAAGCAAGAUCAAGGACCACGGUUGUCUUUACGAGGAAGAGGAAGCCGUCGCCUCCGCGCAAGCGCACUGCCCGCAAAUCCCGUUCCGGCCACUAGGGGAGUCAGAGAGCUCGCAAACCAGCGAUGGCAGCCGAGAAACGGCCGAUUCUGGAAACUUCUCUCACGAUGUGGCGGAAAACAGCCCGAACCUGAGCCCUUGUAGGUCCGACGACAACGAGAAAUGUUCAGACGACGCCCUGCGAAACGAAUUGCGCGUUUCAGAAAUGUCCAUCUGUGUUGCGAGCGUCUGCGGGUUGGUUCUAGACGCUUCGCAACCGAUAUCUACCUCCGAUCAGCAAUAUGUGACGGUUCCUCUUUAGCUCAACUGUCAGUUUGUGAUUUGAGUGGGCGUGGCCUCGUUAUUCCAAGGCCGAUGAACGUGAUUUUCACUCAGGAUUCAAUGGCGAUCCGAUGUUGGCGCCAAAGUCUGGAUUGAAAGUUUAAGAUAGCUUUACUAAGUCACAGAUGUGACAAACUUGCACACCUUUAAACGUUCCCAUUAACGAUCCCCUACACUUUUCAUAAAUCAUUUCACACCUGAUGUGCUUUACACAAACCGACGAGUGUUUGUUUGUGGAAUUAAAAGAGACGGAGUUUAUUUCUGCUGUCUCUCUACCUCAUUUAAUCUUGUGCUUUACGGUUUCUAGCUUUGUUCUGAAAUUUCGUUUGACUUUUUUAUAUAAACACUGAAGGUUUUACUAAAUAUAUAUAUAUAUAUAUUUGUUUUCCUCCUGAAGAGAACUAGUUAAAGAGAUAGUUCGCCAAAAAAUGAAAAUACUGUUAUUCUCUCAACAAAAUCUACGUUGUUUUGUUUGAGUUUGUUGUUUCUUAUUUUAGGCAUAAAUCUUUUCAUUUUGGGUGAACUAUUCCCUUAAGGUGCUUGACCUCAUGAAGGAAAGCGUUUAUAAAAUCGCUGCUUUUACGAGUUUAAAGACGGGAUCGAAUAAGGACGGAGAAAUGUCCUCAAUUGAAACGUGUGCUGUUAUUUAAUUCUGAUAAAGUAAAAUAACCCCAAAAAACACUGGUGCACUGGUGACAUCGGUGUGCCAAAAUCUGAACGCUUUACAGGAUGUAAACGGCCUUAUGAUGGAGGGUCAUUUGCAAUAUGAAAGAUGUCUGAUCCAAAGAUUGAGUUAUACAGAGGUGUGAUGCCCAAAGAUAUAAAAUAUAUAUUUGUGUAUAUUUGAAAGUGCCAAAGUAAUGCCAUUCCAGCUUUAUGUUUAUGGGUGUAGCCCAGCAUGUUUUCACGAUAGCUUUAGCGCUCAGAUUCUGGGUGAGCGCGACGUUUUUCUUUGGUGAUUUUUCCAUUUUAGAUUGUAGUGAAGCAGAUGUGGUGACAGAUGCUGUAAUCCAAAGAGUUGUUUGCUUCGUUCAAAGGGUUGAUGUACACAAAGAUACAUAAUCUUAAAGGAAUAUUCUGGGUUUGGAUCAAUCGGCGGCAUUUGGGGAAUAAUGUUGAUUACCACUGAAAUUAGCGUACACAACAAUCGUUAUGCCCCCUUCGGCAUAUCGUGGCGCAGUUUUGUGGCCAGUUCUGCAUAACACGGCGGCUCUUUUCAUCUUAGUGACGGUUCUCCCGAUGGCCAGUCCGCCGCUGAUCGGCCCCAGAGUGCGUCGGCCCACCGGGAAAAUACCCGGUAUGCCAGAUCACCAAUCCAGCCCUGGUUACAGCCCAUUUUACAACUCCGUUGCCAUGACGACGUAACGCCGUAAACCUUGAAACAACCGUAAAACAACGUUUAAACAACUUUACAGCACAAAUAAUACACACCAGUUUUAACAUAAUUAAUGAAAGUGCUUUAAUGAAAUUAUAAGCGUCACAUUUCUGCCUUUAAACCCUCUAAAUAUUGCCCCCAUUGACUUCCAUUGUAAGUGUCUCACUGGAACACACAUUUGUGCUUUGUUAAAGAAAACGAGGAACGAGAUGUAAUCAAUAUUAUGCCAGAAAUCCUCUCGAUUGAUCUGAUGUUGUAUCGAACCCAGAAUAUUCCUUUAAACAGUUCACAUACAGGAUAUGAGAUAAUAUAUCUCACUUUAAAACCAAAGUGCACGUCUCUGCUGCGACUGAGCUCGUUGUGUGAUUCUGACUGAAUUACAUUUACAGUGGCAUACAGCUGAAAGCAUUUAAAGAUGUUUUAUAGUACAAUUACAGAAAAAUAUCAUUAGAGAGUUUUUGGACAACCCUUCUGAUUGAGGUGACGCAAAAUCAUUAUUUCAGGAAAGCUAAUAAUAAUCUGUACCAAAGAAUGAUACGGUCACCCCUGUGCAUUGUGUAGACUUGACAUUUUAUAAUUAAUUUGCUUCUUUUAAAAGUUGCGUCUGUUUUGACCACGACCGCUCCGCCACACAUCACAGAAACAUCUGUGAGAUUUCAUGACACCCGUUGAGUUUCAGAUGAACCUCAACAAUGUGAAUGUAAAGAGUCUUCUAAAAAGCUUUUUUAGGGGCUUCUCUGAUUAAACAGCUCAAACAUAUUGAUGGUGGUUUGCUGGUGGUUUAAGAUGGUUUUGCUGCCAAAACCAUCAAAUCACAGCCGUCUGACUGGUGCAAACCAGCUUGGUGGUCCAGCUAAAACCAGUAAACCACAUUAGAUUGGUUAAAGCUGAUUAUAUUCUGUAUUUUACAUGAAUAUUUUUUGAUAAUUGUUAUUUUGUGCUUUUGAACUGGUUGAAUGUGAUUUAUGUUGUUUUAUUCGUCUUUUUUACUCUAGAUGAGUCUGAUUCCAAACUGUUUUUGACUUUAAUGGGCUUUUGUUUACUGUGUUAUUUUAAUAUAAUCUUUGUGUUUGUUGUUUUAUGGUGAUUUCUAUGAUUAUUUAACUCCCCCAUGUGUUAAUGAGGACCAUGUUGUACCAGUUUGAUUCCAUUACAUGCCAGAAAGUGGUCAGAA
Xyrauchen texanus (razorback sucker) is the source of this 6073-nucleotide messenger RNA. Its product is annotated as protogenin B-like. The transcript is spliced from 19 exons. Gene Ontology annotation, biological process: axon guidance; cell-cell adhesion. Lineage: Eukaryota; Metazoa; Chordata; Actinopteri; Cypriniformes; Catostomidae. The record is from RefSeq and is a predicted model, not a curated record. Gene Ontology annotation, cellular component: axon; plasma membrane. Gene Ontology annotation, molecular function: protein binding. The coding region runs from base 1 to 3504 and encodes 1167 amino acids.